Microthlaspi erraticum is the source of this 429-nucleotide messenger RNA. Lineage: Eukaryota; Viridiplantae; Streptophyta; Magnoliopsida; Brassicales; Brassicaceae. The record is from the annotation of a GenBank genome assembly.
AUGAGUGGUUACGGGAACAGCAAGGCGGCGCCUGAGUUGGUGAAUUCUAAGACGUCAGUGUUUUGUGGGACAUGGACACCUGUCCGGUUCCCGAUGGUUAUGAUGCUGUCGUCGGGUCUGUUCAAAUAUAGAGUCGGCGUUGAAGAAUUUAGGCUACUUGGGUCUUGGUGUAACCAUCUCCGCCAUGGUGGGAAAUGGUCACAAGCCCUGCACACUACUGCAGAGUGGCUCUGGAAAACCAUACUGGGGGAUGGUCAACAGGAGCCAAGAAGAUAUGUUCUUCACAAGUGCAGUGAAUCUGGUGAAUCUACCAAGUUUUUCUGUAAAUCAUGCGAAUUUACUGCCCCAAGCGUUACAAAUCUCACCUGGCAUCUCUCCACUAAAACACAUAAACAGAAGGUAAGCAAGUUUGCCUCGGCCAGACUAUAA